UGGGUCGCAGAGCCUGGACGUGGGCUGGCGCCCUCAGGCACGGGUCGCUGGUCUGGUUCCCUGACCGGCGGGCGGCCACCUUCGGGGUACCUGCCCUACGGCGGCGGGGAGGCGGCCGAGGCCGCAGAAGUUAUCUCUUUGUUCACAAGAAACAAGAUUCUUCCUGUUUCAUGAAAAAGAUGAAAACAACGGGGUUACUGUUAAAAAACGGAACACCAUAGACCAAUGAGUAGAAUCAAUAAGAACGUCAUCUUGGCCCUUUUAACACUGACGAGCUCUGCAUUUCUGCUGUUUCAGCUGUACUACUACAAGCACUAUUUGUCAGCAAGGAAUGGAACAGGAUCAUCCAAAUCCAAAGGAAACCGGAUUGGAUUUGAUAGCACACAGUGGCGUGCAGUUAAGAAAUUUAUUAUGCUGACAUCCAGCCAAAAUGUGCCAGUGUUCCUUAUUGAUCCUUGGAUACUGGAAUCAAUUAAUAAAAACAUCGAACAAGUGAAAAAUACUUCUCAAGGCUCCGCUUCAGAAUGCAGGUUUCUCUGUGUUCCAAGAGACUUCACUGCGUUUGCACUGCAGUAUCACCUGUGGAAGGAUGAGGAUGGCUGGUUUCGGAUAGCCGAAAAUAUGGGAUUUCAGUGCCUAAAGAUUGAAAACAAAGAUCCUCGACUAGAUGGGAUAGACUCACUUUCUGGAACUGAAAUCCCUCUUCACUAUGUCUGUAAGCUGGCCACCCACGCCAUCCACUUGGUGGUCUUUCAUGAGAGGAGUGGCAACUACCUGUGGCAUGGUCACCUACGACUCAGAGGGCACAUGGACAGGAAGUUUGUUCCUUUUCGAAAGUUACAGUUUGGUCGUUACCCUGGAGCUUUUGACAGGCCAGAGUUACAGCAAGUUACCGUUGAUGGACUAGAUAUGCUUAUUCCGAAAGACCCAGGGCACUUUCUGGAAGAAGUUCCGCACUCCAGAUUUAUUGAGUGCAGGUAUAAAGAAGCUCGGGCGUUCCUUCAGCAGUACCUUGAUGAUAACACUGUGGAUGCUAUGGCCUUUCGGAAGAGGGCAAAGGAAUUACUGCAACUAGCUGCCAAAACCUUAAAGGAAUUGGGAGUGCCCUUCUGGCUGAGCAGUGGGACUUGUCUGGGAUGGUAUCGACAGUGCAGUAUUAUUCCAUAUAGCAAAGAUGUCGACCUAGGAAUUUUUAUACAAGAUUACAAACCAGAUAUUAUUUUGGCAUUUCAGGAUGCAGGACUUCCUCUCAAACACAAGUUCGGGAAGGUAGAAGACAGCUUGGAACUAUCCUUCCAGGGACAAGACGAUGUAAAACUUGAUAUUUUUUUCUUCUAUGAAGAGACUGACCAUAUGUGGAAUGGAGGCACUCAGGCCAGAACAGGAAAGAAGUUUAAGUACCUGUUUCCCAAGUUUACACUGUGCUGGACCGAGUUUGUAGACAUGAAAGUCCAUGUGCCCUGUGAAACAGUUGAAUACAUUGAAGCCAACUAUGGUAAGACCUGGAAGAUUCCUGUCAAGACAUGGGACUGGAAGAGCUCACCCCCGAAUGUACAGCCCAAUGGGAUCUGGCCUAUCUCUGAGUGGGAUGAGGUUAUCCAGUUGUACUGAGAGUACUAAGUUAAGGUGGGACAUUUUCCAAAAAUAAGGUGGGUUAACUGUUUACAGCACUACUGUCUUUUUGCCUCUUGUGAGAGCCAAAGAUAAAUGACAAGUUUGAAGACAGAAAAUGUUCUAGCUCGUGAGCCAUCUGAUUAGCUCUGUCAUUCAGCA
This is a messenger RNA of Acomys russatus (golden spiny mouse), 1773 nucleotides long. RefSeq names its product fukutin (gene Fktn). Lineage: Eukaryota; Metazoa; Chordata; Mammalia; Rodentia; Muridae. Gene Ontology annotation, cellular component: Golgi membrane. The transcript is spliced from 10 exons. Bases 226 to 1611 code for a protein of 461 amino acids. The record is from RefSeq and is a predicted model, not a curated record.